CUCUCUCUCUCUCUCUCUCUCUUUCCCACCAUGGAAGAAGCAAACGUAGAAUCCCCCAUGCUUUCAAAGCUCCAAGAUGCCACACGCAAUCUCCACCAUAUCCUCCAAACCUCAUCCGCCAUGCAAACCAAUCUCAUCAACAUGGACAAGAGAUUCCAAGUCCUGAUGGAAACUCUCUCCACCACCUCCAAGAUAAUUACACCAAUUCAAUCCCAAUCAAUGACCACCAAAGCCCUCGACACCAGAAUCAACCGUGCCGUCUCACCCGCCCUCAAGCUCCUCGAAAGCUUCAAGAUAACCGAGUCCCUCCAACGCCAGCUCCUCCACCUCUCCUCCAAGCUCCCCACAAAGGAAACACCAGAUAAACGCCUCCGAUGCCUCCUCAAGUACGUCGACUGUGUGGACCGCCUAACCUCCUCAAUCAACUCCAUCACACAAGAUUCCGAGCCCGCGAUCCAAAAACUCCAAGAAGCCGUCGAGUUCUUGAGCCGUACCAAAGCGACCGAUCAAUACCGGUCUCAGCGUCUGAGAGAGACUCUUGUUACACUCAAAGCUUUGUAUGAGACGGAAGUAGAUGCAAUGAGGUAUGAGGGAUUGCUGGAUGAGGCGCUUCUCAAAUUGCAAGAUGAAUAUGAAAGUAUAUUGUUGCAAUUGAGACAUAAGAAUAUCGGUCAACUGCCCAUUGAGGAGAUGGAAAUGGACGGUCUUGAUUUAGGGUCCGAUGUGGAGGUCGAAGUCUUGAGGAGAAUUUCGGAGACGCUGGCGAGAAACGAUUGUUUGGAUAUUUGUAUCGAUAUAUUUGUUAAGGUGAGGUAUCGAAGGGCAGCAAAAGCUCUAAUGCGACUGAACCCGGAUUAUCUGAAAACUUACACAAUAGAGGAGAUCGACGAAAUGGAAUGGGAGAUCUUGGAGACGGUGGUAUCGUUGUGGAUCCAGCACUUCGAACUAGCAGUUAAAACGGUCUUUGUGUCGGAGAAGAAGCUAUGCAAGCAACUUUUGUCAGGAAUCAUGGACGGCCUUAUUUGGGCCGAAUGCUUUGUGAAGAUCGCCGAUAAGAUAAUGGCCGUCUUCUUCCGGUUCGGCGAGGGAGUUGCGAGGAGCAGCAAAGAGCCACAAAAGCUAUUCAAGCUCUUAGACAUGUUUGAUUCAAUGGAGAAGCUCAAGGUCCAUGUUAGUGACAUCUUCGAAGGGGAGGCCGGCACGGAUAUCUGCACAAGAUUCCGGGAGCUUGAGAAGCUCCUCGUCCACGCCUCGUGCAAGGUCUUCUGGGAAUUCGGCCUCCAGAUCGAAGGUAACCAAGACGGUUUGCCGCCGCCGCAAGAUGGAUCAGUUCUGAAGCUGGUGAGGUAUGCUGUGAAUUACCUGAAGUACCUUGCUACUGAAAAUUAUAGUGCCUCGAUGGCGAAGGUGCUACGAACUGAGCAGAUUUGGAAGGCUGGAAUUCUUUCUAGGCCUGAAACUGAUGAGAAUUUACUUAAAGAAGCUAUUUCUAAUGUAAUGGAAGCUCUCCAACGGAACAUCGAGGCGAAGAAAUCGCGGUAUAGAGAUAAGGUUCUUCCACAUAUCUUUGCAAUGAACACGUAUUGGUAUAUCUACAUGCGGACUCGGAGUUCAGAGCUAGGUAAGAUCUUGGGCGAGCAAUGGAUGAAGAAGCAAUACAAGACACUUGCUGAGGAGUCUGCUUAUUCAUACCAGAAGCAGGCAUGGGGACCGUUGGUGAGGAUCUUGGAACGGAAUGAUUCGAAUGAGAUGAAUAAAGAAGCCAUGGAAGCUUUGGCGAGAGGGAAGCUUGAGGCCUUCAUGAAGGGAAUCGAUGAGAAUAUUCAGAAGCAUGGGAGCUGUUACAACAUACCGGAUAAUGAUCUGAGAGAGCAGAUCAAGGUGGCGAUAGUGAAUUUGGUGGUGACAACCUAUGCCGGUUUCUUGCGUUCGUGCUCGGCAGUGUUGCCGGUGAAGUCGUUCUUGGCGCCGGAUUCAAUCGGUGAGCUGCUGGAGCAGCUCUUUGAUGGGAAUGGUAAGGUGAUUGAAGGGAGGCCAUUAGUUUCUGAUGGAAAACCGGCUGUUAGGAGGAGGGAAUUUAAAAGGAGAGGGAAUUCGUCCAUGUCAUCGAUAGGGGGUUCUAAUGAGAUGAAAGAUUUUCAACUGUGGAAUCCACAUGAACAAUAAAGAGAAAUGAAAUACAAUGUAAGAGCUUGUUUGGGUGACACUUGAAAAUUAGUUCAUCUCAUUUAAGUUAAUCUUGAUCACUUAUUAGAGGUCAUGAUUGUUGGUUAUCAAGAUUAUUUUUAAUUCUCACAAGA
Molecule: messenger RNA, 2300 nt
Organism: Magnolia sinica
Lineage: Eukaryota; Viridiplantae; Streptophyta; Magnoliopsida; Magnoliales; Magnoliaceae
Product: exocyst complex component EXO70I-like
Exons: 2
Coding region: 31-2166 (711 amino acids)
Biological process (GO): exocytosis
Cellular component (GO): exocyst
Molecular function (GO): phosphatidylinositol-4,5-bisphosphate binding
Source: RefSeq, a predicted model, not a curated record